This is a messenger RNA of Oncorhynchus masou masou (cherry salmon), 4284 nucleotides long. RefSeq names its product trichohyalin-like. The coding region runs from base 1 to 4284 and encodes 1427 amino acids. The transcript is spliced from 11 exons. Lineage: Eukaryota; Metazoa; Chordata; Actinopteri; Salmoniformes; Salmonidae. The record is from RefSeq and is a predicted model, not a curated record.
AUGGAGUUCCCUGUGGACGGCCUGGCCAGCGUGACCCAAGAGGUCCUGGAGAGAUCAGCCCAGGACUACAUGAACAGCAUCCUCCACAGCAAUCCAGACUCACCUGCACAUCUCACCCUCGCCAACAACACACAGGUGCCCAUUGGGCUUUCCAAUGUGGGUUUCGUCCCUCUGUAUGGAGCCAACCUGAGACAGAAAGUCCUCGCCCUGUUCUCCCCACAGGACCAGUUUACAGCGGUGGGGCUGUACUUGUUGGAUCGAUGGUGGUCACUGGAGGACAUCCUAAAAACAGCAGACCCUGCCAGAGAUGGAUGUGUGGAGGUGGAGACUCUAGGGGAGAGGAUAGUCCUGUACAUUUUGAAUCGUGUGGUGUACAGAGCCAUGGAAAUGAGUUCAGACGAACUACCUUUCCUCUGCCACGGGGAGAGCGACAACGCCAAGAUCCUCUGGAAAGACGGACAGGCAGUCGGCUUCUACUCAGUCAAACCUUCAGGCAGCUUGUGCAGUACCUUCUUAACCCAGUGCUAUCAGCUUCCUAUCAUGGACUCCAUAUUCGUCAGGAAGUGUCACCGUGACAACGGCCUGGGCCUUCAAAUGCUGGAGAACUUUGUUGAAUGUUUCAAAGAGGACUGCCUUGGGUUGAGAUACCCCCUUUCAAAAGUUAUGUACAAAGUGUGUGGGAAGUACCUGAGCCUGUACCCGGCCGACAGAGACCUGCUGUGGGAGGUGGAGAGUGUUGGAAGACCCAGCCAGAGGACUAACAUAGCCAACAAGAUCCAGGCUAUGGGUCUGAGCUCCUUAUCCAAGUACCUCUCCUUUACGGAGCACUCUGUGGCGAACCGUGUGGGGGCUGACAAUGAGCGGGUAAUGGAGAAAGUGACAUCACGCAUACAGGAAGCCAUGGAGUGCACUGUUGAAAUUGUGGAGGACGUUACACUGGUCAAAGUGACAAAAGAGAAGGAAGAAACGCCGGUUACAACCAGAGGCAGGAGCAGUGGCCAGAAAUUCAAGAAUAUCUCGGAUGAAAGCAAAUCAGAGGAAAUCAAAUCAGAGAAAGUCAUCAGGAUUGAGGAUAUUGAAGCAGAGGUGGAUACCCCAAAAGAGAAUUCAGUUUCAGGGCAUCAGCAAGAGAAUGAAAAAGUUGUUGCUGUAGCUGAAUGCGACGAAGAGGAGUUAGCUGAGGAUGUCGUUGACACAGCCACAGAGGACACAGCAAUUGAGCUUGAUAAUGUGUCCUUGGAGAUUGAGGAGGAGGAGGAGACGGAGGAGGUUCCAAAGAAGGUGGCAGGAACCAAUGAAGACAAAGAAGAGAACAAAGAAGAAACAGCCGAAGAAUCCUCGAAGGAGGGGAAAAAAAGAAGAGGCAGACCAAGAUCCACUCGUCUCACCAAACAUGUUGAGGCUGAGGAGGAGAGAGUGGAAGAGGAGCAGCCAGUAGUUGAGGAACCUGCUGAGGAAGAGGAGAAUAUCUCACCAGCAGAGGAGGAAGAGGCAGCUCCAGUGGUAGAAACAAGAGUCUUGAGGAGAGGAAGAAAAAGCGUUCCACCUACCCUAACACCAAAACGCAAGUCCACAAGAAGAGGCAAACUGCCUGAGGAAGAGAAGGCGGAAGAGCCAGAGGAGAAAGAGGCAGCUGAGGAAGAAGAGGCACCAGUAGUGGAAGCACUAACUGAGGAAGAGGAAAAAUUGGAGGAAGAGAAGAAAGAGGUGGAAGCAGAAGAAGAAGAAGAAAUGGUAGAAAAACUAGCAGAGGUAGUUGAAGAGGGAGAAAAUGUGGAGGGGGAGCAAACAGCAGUGGAUAAUGUAACAGAUGAACCAGUAGAAAAAACAGUUGAGGAAGAAGAGAAGACCACACCACCUGAGGAGGAAGAGGAGGCUCCAGUUGUAGAAACAAGAGUCCUGAGAAGAGGAAGAAAAAGUGUUCUUGUUACUACACCAAAAUGCAAGGCCACACGAAAAGGCAAACAACCUGUGAAAGUGGAGGCGCCAGAUGAAGAGUCAGCUGAGGAAGAAGAGCCACCAGUAGUAGAAGCCAGAGUUUUGAAGAAAGGAAAAAAAUGUACCCCUGCCAAACCCAGAUGCAAAUCCAAACGACGCCACAAACAACCCGAGGAAGAGGUAGAGGAGGUGGCUGAACCUGUGUUGGAUUCUGUGGAUAAAAGGGUAGAGAGAGAAAAAGAAGUAGAGGAAACAGCAGCAAUAGAGAAGGGAGAAAAAGUGGAGCAAGAAAAACCAGUGGAGAAGGAAAUGGCAGAGGAGGAGGUAGCUGUAAUAGUGGAAGAAGAAAUGGUGGAGGAAGAAGAGGAAACUGAAACUGCACCAGUGGGAGAGGAGAUUGUUGCAGAAGAAAAGGUGGAGGAGGAAGCAACAACUGAGGAAGAGGAAAAGGUGGAGGAAGAGAAGGAGAAAACUGAAGCUGAACCUGAAUCAGCGGAAGAGGAGAGUGCUGCAGAAGAAAAGGUGAAGGAGGUAGCAACAACUGAGGAAGAGGAAAAUAUGGAGGAAGAGAGGGAAGCAGAGAUAGUGGAGGAAGAACAAAUAGAGGAAGCUGAAGCUACAGUUUCAGCUGAAACUCUUACUGUGGAAGAAAAGGUGGAGGAGGAAGAAAAAACCAUAGAGGAGGAAAAGGUGGAGGAAGCAACAACUGAGGAAGAGGUAAAAGUGGACGAAGAGAAGAAAGAGGAAACAGUUAUAGAAAAACUAGCAGAGGAAGUUGCUAUGGUAGAAGAGGCAGAAAACGUGGAGGAGAAAGAAGAGGCAAGAGUAGUGGAAUUUGUUGCAAAUGAAGUGGUAGAAAAUCCAGUUGAAGAAAAGAACACCUCACCAUCUGAGGAAGAGAAGACCUCACCACCUGAAGAAGAUGCUCCAGUUGUAGAAACAAGCGUCCUUGGGAGAGGAAUAAAAAGGGUUCCUGCUGCUCUGACUCUGAAACGUAGGUCCACAAGAAAAGAUAAACAGCCUGAGAAAGAGAAGGUGGUGGAGCCAGAAGAGGAAGAGGAAGCUGAGGAAGAGAAGACCCCAUUAGAGGAAGCCAGAAUCCUGAGGGUAGGAAGAAAAUCAGCCCCUGCUACUGCCACACCCAGACGCAAAUUCACACGUGCCCGCAAAGAACCUGAGGAAGAGGUGGUGGAGGUGGCUGAACCUGUGGCAGAAGAAGAAAAAGCUGUGGAGGAGGAAAAAGGAGCGGACGAAAAGGAAAAGGAAGCUGAAACUGAGCCAGGGGAAGAGGAGAGUGCUGCAGAAGAAAAGGUGGAAGCAGAAAAAGCAGAGGAAGAGGAAGGAACAAAUCAGGAAGAGGAAAAUGUGGAGGAAGAGAAGAAAGCGCAAAUAGUGGAGGAAAAGGAGAAAGAGGAAGCUGCUGCUGAAGCUACAACUGUGGAAGAAGAGACUGUUGCAGAGGAAAGGGUGGAGUAUGAAGCAGCUAUACUAGAGGAAGAAGAUAUUGUGGAGGAAGAGAAGGAGUCAGCAGAUGAAGAAAAUAUUGAGGAAGCUACAGCUGUGAAAGAAAGAGUGGAGGAGGAAGCAAAACUUACAGAGGAAGAAAAUGUGGAAGAAGCAAUAACUGAGGAAGAGGAAAAAGUGGAGGAAGAGAAGAAAGAGGCAGAAAAAGAAUCGGGAGAAAAACUAGCAGAGGUAAUUGAAGAGGCAGAAAAAAUGGAGAGGGAGGCAACAGCAGUGGAGAAUGUAGCAGGUGAAGCAGUAGAAAAGCUAAUUGAGGAAGAAGAGAGAACCACAGCACCUCAGGAGGAAGAGGAGACCCCAGUUGUAGAAACAAGAGUCCUGAGAAGAGGAAGAAAAAGUGUUCCAGUUACUCCACCAAAACGCCAGUCCACACGAAAACAACAACAACCCGAGGAAAAUGAGAAAAUGGAGGCACCAGAUGAGGAAGAGGCAGCUGAGGAAGAAGAGGCAACAGUAGUGGAAGCCAGAGUUUUGAGGAAAGGAAGAAAAUCGGCCCCUGCCAAACCCAGAUGCAUAUCCAAACAAGGCAGCAAACAACCUGAGGAAGAGGUGGAGGAGGAAAAGGUAGAGGAGGUUGCUGAACCUAUGCUGGAUUAUGUAAAGAAAAGGGAGGAUAGAGAAAAAGCAGUGGAGGAAACAGCAGCAAUAGAGGAGGAAGAAAAAGUGGAGCAAGAAAAACCAGUGGAGAAGGAAAUGGCAGAGGAAGCAACUGAAAUAAUGGAAGACGAAAUGGUGGAUGAAGAGGAAGAGGAAACUGAAUUUGCAGCUGAACCUGAAUCAGUGAAAGAGGAUAGUGUUGCAGAAGAAAGGGGGAGGAGGUAG